AUGGUGUACACGCGUUGGAAGUGCGACCGUUUACCGGUCUUUCAGAUAAAGCUGUUCACGCAGGAGUACCCACUUCACGCCGCUGUUGGUAUUCUCAGCAUUAUGUUUCUCUGGAAACACAUGGGCCACUGCUCAGAGGAGACGGAGCGUAAACACGGAUGGUGGGCGGGAUACCCAUACUGGCGUGAUCCCAUUGGUCGCAGAAAUGAGGCCAAGUAUAAGCAACUUAUUCUCACUAACGAUGUUGACAUUACGGAUCCAAAAUGGACAGGAUGUUCACGUGAGCAACUUGAGAGAUUGAGGGCAAUUGUUUAG
Messenger RNA from Trypanosoma theileri, 315 nucleotides. RefSeq lists its product as uncharacterized. The transcript has a single exon. The coding region runs from base 1 to 315 and encodes 104 amino acids. The record is from RefSeq and is a predicted model, not a curated record. Lineage: Eukaryota; Euglenozoa; Kinetoplastea; Trypanosomatida; Trypanosomatidae.